Molecule: messenger RNA, 2193 nt
Organism: Artibeus jamaicensis (Jamaican fruit-eating bat)
Lineage: Eukaryota; Metazoa; Chordata; Mammalia; Chiroptera; Phyllostomidae
Gene: PLEKHB1
Product: pleckstrin homology domain containing B1
Exons: 9
Coding region: 280-1011 (243 amino acids)
Biological process (GO): regulation of cell differentiation
Cellular component (GO): membrane
Source: RefSeq, a predicted model, not a curated record
GACUGGAGUGAUGGCACUGUCCUGGCCCGCUGGAGAAAGAAAACUUAGCCCUGCCCGCCCCCUACUCCCACCCUCCCCCCACUGAGGGGGGAGGACCGGUCGCGCCCCUCAACCCCAGCUCUCCGCCUUGGGAAUUUUAGCGAUGCUAGACCAAGGCCACCUCGAAAUCACGGAUGACUUCUCUGAUAUGCAGCGAACUGACUCUGAAGCCGAGGCGCUCAGAGACGUGCCCACCUGCGGGAGGCUCCUGGGAAAUGCAGCCCCGGAGGCCCAGGAACCAUGAGCCCUGCAGCCCCGGUCCCGCCUGACUCCAUCCUGGAAACUCCUUUUGAAGAAAUGGCCCUGGUGAGGGGUGGCUGGCUGUGGAGACAGAGCUCUUUCCUUCGUCGCUGGAAACGAAACUGGUUUGCCCUGUGGAUGGAUGGGACCCUGGGCUACUACCACGACGAGAAUGCGCAGGACGAGGAGGACCGUGUGCUCAUCCGCUUCAAUGUUCGCAAUAUAAAGAUCGGCCAAGAGUGCCACGAUGUGCAGCCCCCGGAGGGCCGGAGCCGAGAUGGCCUGCUCACUGUGAGUUUUCGGGAGGGCUCCCGCCUGCACCUGUGUGCGGACACCCAGGAUGACGCCAUAGCAUGGAAGACGGCGCUGCUGGAGGCGAAUUCCACCCCGGCCCCAGCUGGAGCCACCGUCCCUCCCAGAAGCCGCCGGCUUUUCCCCAAGGUCAGGUGUGUGACCAGCUCGUGGAGCCCCUGUAAGUUUGAAAGGCGAAUCUGGGUGCGUGUCUACAGCCCGUACCAGGACUACUAUGAGGUGGUGUCCCCCAACGCGCACGAGGCCACUUAUGUUCGCAGCUACUACGGACCGCCCUAUGCAGGCCCCGGCGUAACGCAUGUGGUAGUGCGGGAGGACCCCUGCUACAGUGCCGGCGCCCCACUGGCCAUGGGCAUGCUCGCGGGGGCCGCCACUGGUGCAGCUCUCGGCUCACUCAUGUGGUCGCCCUGUUGGUUCUGAGCCCCGAGACUCAGCGUGCAGACCCUGCGCAUGAAACGACCGACUUCUUUUCCACCUUGACCGCGCUCUCCACCCCAAGCCCUGCCCAACUUUUGCCUCCUCUCUGUAAGCCAUUCAGAGCUUGGCUCAUACCCUCCCACUCCCCACCCUCAUCCUCAACAUCCAAAGAAGUUAUCAUCCCAGGCACAAAUGUUUACUCAAAAGUCUUGUAUCUACUGCUAGACACUCCAGAAAUCCAUUAUAGACACAUAUGGAUAUGUUUGCCCCAAACACAUCAGGACACAACAACUCAUGUGGCUUCAAGGUUCCCCAAGAACUGGAGACACAGGAGUCAGGUUCUGCCCUCACGUGGCUCCAGGCUUGGGAAAAACAGGAGUAAACAUCUGAUGAGGCAGUUGUCAGUCCUUUGACAGCACGAGGGGAGAUGAAGGGAGAGGGAGAGAGGAAGGUAAGCUAGAAGCAGCAAGAGUGCAGAGCCCUCUGUAACAACCAUGGCAUGUCAAAGAAAUUAUAGGGACGUUUAAUUGGGCUGGGGUUGGGGCAGGGGUCAGAUUGUUCUGCGUCUCCAGGUUAAGAAACUUGGCAAAGAGGCAGAUAGGAGCUUUUGGGGAGUGAGGUUUUAUAAUGAAUAUAUUGCCUAUUUUGUUAACAGACACAUACCCAAACCCACAACACUACAUUUGGCCCCAUCCUCCCCACUACCUGCUUACUGGGUCACCUGCUCCUUCAGUGCUCAGAAAGCACCUGCUUCCCAUGUCAGGGUGCCUGGGGCAGCAACUGAGCUGAACCAAGGGUUCCCUUGCUUCUGUGGGGGAGGGGCAGGAGAGGAGUGUUUGGGACCUCCACCACAGGACGGUGCCUCGUCAGGAAAUGUAUUUCUGCUCCCCAGAAAUAUGCCCGUAACUGCGCCUGUCCCCAUCUUAGGCGUUGUAUCUCUUCCUUCAGGGGCAGACGGCAGUAUUGGGUUCUGGGGCCUGAUCCACCUCUGUCUCAGCCCCAAAGGCCUGCCAUGUGCCUCCCUGCAGGUGUCCCAGGAGUCUCCUCCCCCAGCCUGUCCCAAUUACCACAGAAAUGCUAAUAUCCCUGCCCUGUAGCUAGAGUAGCCUGCUAAAGUACCCCUGUGUAUUAUAGGGGCUCCAGUGGCCCUGCUGCAGAGACUAAUAAAGGCGUGGUUGGCUUUAA